Photinus pyralis (common eastern firefly) is the source of this 2922-nucleotide messenger RNA. It is a transcript of the gene Ocrl, whose product is annotated as inositol polyphosphate 5-phosphatase OCRL. Gene Ontology annotation, cellular component: membrane. Gene Ontology annotation, biological process: phosphatidylinositol dephosphorylation; signal transduction. The record is from RefSeq and is a predicted model, not a curated record. Gene Ontology annotation, molecular function: inositol phosphate phosphatase activity; phosphatidylinositol-4,5-bisphosphate 5-phosphatase activity. The transcript is spliced from 13 exons. The coding region runs from base 139 to 2661 and encodes 840 amino acids. NCBI's taxonomy places the organism in Eukaryota, Metazoa, Arthropoda, Insecta, Coleoptera, Lampyridae.
AUGACUUGAAGAGAGUCACGGUUAGCUUUAGAUGAUUAUCGUAAUUAACCUCCAAAAUGAUGUAAUACAGAUAAAAAAAUGUCAAGAAUAAUGAAUCAUUUACGUAGUAAACAUUUAAGCGUGUUUUGAAAACGAGAUAUGUUGUUACCUACUCACGAAAAUGUUAUUAGUAUUGUACAAGCAAAAUUUUCUUGUACAGAAAUAGUUCGAACACUACAUUUAAACGCCUCGAUAACUCAAAAGGGAUGGGUUGAUGAAAGCCGAAUAUUAGCAUUAGUCGAACACGAUUCCACUUUUGCGUUAUUUAUUAUCAUAUCCGAGAAAGUGAAGCCAGAAUCCUUCUCAGAUUUAACCAUCGAACGAGCAAUACCCAUCGAUAAGCACUUCUCUUGUGAUACAGAUCCGAUUCCUGAGAGUUACACGCAUAUUAUUUUCAGCAUCAUUCAUAAAAAGCUCAAAUUGAAUUUUGUUAUUGAGAUUGGUUUCGAAAGUUCCAAUUUUGCGUCUGAAGUUAUUCGAUUAAAAGAAGUUUCGUCGUUUAAUGUAAACAACUUUAAUUGGUUGGAUAAGUAUUCGUGUGGUGGGAGCCAAACUGAAAUUGACGUGCAACAAGCCACGAUGAAUGAUCAGUCUCCAGAUCUGCCAAUUGUGCGCCAGAAAGUUGCUCAAGGCCACGGUAUAUCAGCCAAUCGCGAAUCUUUCCUUCGUUAUCAGCUGUCGCUGAAGGAGCCGGAGUAUACUCACUUGCAAGAAUUCAGUAUUUUCGUUGGAACGUGGAACGUCAAUGGACAGCCGCCCACUAUUUCGUUAAAAAAUUGGUUGAGCGUCGACCAGGAACCGCCCGACGUUUACGCGAUAGGCUUUCAGGAGCUCGACCUGAGCAAGGAGGCUUUUUUGAUGUUCGAUACGCCUAGGGAGGCAGAGUGGAGAAAAGCAAUAAUGGACGCGAUUCAUCCGGACACGAAGUAUAGAUCGGUCGCUUACGUUAGGCUGGUUGGAAUGCAACUUGAAGUCCUGGUCAACAACAGUCACUAUAAGUAUAUCAGGAAUGUCGCAAUUGAUACAGUUGGAACCGGAAUUUUAGGGAAAAUGGGUAACAAAGGGGGUGUAGCGGUUCGAUUGGAGUUACACAAUACUUCCCUGUGUUUUGUCAACGCACAUCUCGCCGCAGGCGUGGAAGAAGUCGAAAGAAGAAAUCAAGAUUAUAAUGAUAUUAAUCAGAGAGCAAACUUUCGACGGCAUCCGUACACCAUUAAAGAGCAUGAUCAGGUUUACUGGCUAGGUGACUUAAAUUAUCGAAUCACGGAGCAGAGCGCUUUUCAAGUGAAAAAGUACUUGGCAAGCGACGACUUGGCGUCCGUGCUUCUCGCCGAUCAACUCAAUCAACAGAAAGAUCUAAGCAAAGUGCUACAGGAUUACACCGAGGGCGAUAUCACUUUUCAGCCCACUUACAAGUUCGACUUAAAUUCGGACGUGUACGAUACCAGCGAGAAGGCGCGGGCUCCGGCUUGGACCGAUAGGAUUUUGUGGAAAGGCAAAGGGAUACACCAACUGGCGUAUCGUAGUCAUAUGGAUUUAAAAAUAAGCGAUCACAAGCCAGUGAGCGCUUUGUUCAAGUCAGAAAUUUGCGUCGUCGAUCAGAAUAAGUACAGAAAGGUUCACGAGGAGGUGCUGAAAAAGAUGGAUAAGUUAGAAAACGAAUUCUUGCCACAAGUUACUGUGGAUCAGAGCGAGGUUAUUUUUGACACGGUGAAGUUUCGCGAACCACAACAUAGGGAGAUUAUUAUCGCCAAUACCGGGCAGGUUCUUGCUGAAUUUGAGUUUAUCAAAAAAUUGGAUGACGUUAGCUACUGCAAAGAGUGGCUAAGCAUAACGCCGUUCUCGGGCUGUAUCAAACCAGGAGAGAAAUGCGAUUUGCGGCUCAUUGUAAAUCUAGAGCAGCCACUGGAAAGCAUAUACGAUAUUUUGGUGUUACAUUUAAUUGGAGGGAAAGACAUGUUCAUCACAGUAUCAGGGGAGUGUCAGAGAUCCUGUUUUACUACAUCAAUUGCCACACUGAGUCGAGCUCCAGUUCCGUUACUGCAACUUACGCCGGACCAAUUCAAACAUGCUGAAAAUCAACAAAGCUCCAUCCUGUAUUCGAUACCAAGAGAGCUAUGGCUUUUAGUUGACCAUUUGUACAGGAACGGUCUUAAAACCCGCGAAUUGUUUGAGAGUACCGCCCUGCACGAGGAAAUUAUCCGAAUUCGCGAUUGGUUAGAUCUGGGAUCCAUGGAUCCGAUACCUGGAAGCAUUCACGCGGUCGCAGAAGCUCUCCUUUUGUUCCUCUCCUACACGAGGGAUCCAAUAAUUCCAUAUCACUUACACGACACCUGCAUAGCGGCGGCGUCGAAUUACCAAAAUUGCAAACAGAUAGUCAUGCAGAAAAUGUCCGACCUGGAUCGUAACGUCUUUUUGUACCUGUGCAUGUUUUUGCAGGAGCUCCUAAAGUAUUCCAACGAAAACGGCACGGAUCCGAAAACUUUGGCGACGAUCUUCGGCGAUAUUUUACUGCGUGACCCAAUCCGUAAUUCACGCCCGCAAGCCAACAGAGGCAAAGCCAGCUUUAUUUAUCAUUUUCUAAUUAAUGAUCAAAGUAGUUUAAUUAUGCCAUGCAAGUGAUUUUCACUAAGUAUUAUUUAAGUUAUUUUUGUUGUUCAUUGUAAAUAGUAUUUAUUAUGUAUUUAUGAGUGUGUCUACUACUGCGGGGGAAAGCGUGUUAGAAAUGUGUGCUUGUACGAUUGACGUUUAUAGUAGCCAAACAAAAGACCUCACAUGUAUUUCACAAAUGUAUCGUGUGUAGCAAUGGCAAAAUGGCCGAGCAACCUUAUUGCAUUUAUGUACAAUUCCAUACAUCAUAAAGAAACAAUAUUCAUAAAACAA